AGCUGUUUCUCCAGAGCAAGGAAUUCAAGAAGACAAGCCUGUAGCCACAAUGCCCUCUAAAAGCCACUACUCUGCCUUUCUGCUGGGUACCGGCUCCUUACUGUCAAAAUGGGCAAGUUCAUGAAACCCGGGAAAGUGGUGCUGGUCCUGGCUGGAUGCUUCUCUGGACGCAAAGCCAUCAUCAUGAAGAACAUUGAUGAUAGCACCUCAGACCGCCCUUACAGCCAUGCCCAGGUGGCUGGAAUUGACCGCUAUCCCCGAAAAGUGACAGCUGCCAUGGGCAAGAAGAAAAUCACCAAGAGGUCAAAAAUCAAGUCCUUUGUGAAAGUUUAUAACUACAAUCACCUCCUGCCCACAAGGUACUCUGUGGACAUCCCCUUGGACAAAACAGUUGUCAACAAGGAUGUCUUUAGAGACCCAGCCCUGAAAUGCAAGGCCAGGUGGGAGGCCAAGGUCAAGUUUGAGGUACGAUACAAGACAGGGAAGAACAAAUGGUUUUUCUAG
Messenger RNA from Onychomys torridus (southern grasshopper mouse), 504 nucleotides. Its product is annotated as 60S ribosomal protein L27-like. The record is from RefSeq and is a predicted model, not a curated record. Gene Ontology annotation, cellular component: ribosome; cytosolic large ribosomal subunit. The transcript has a single exon. The coding region runs from base 109 to 504 and encodes 131 amino acids. Lineage: Eukaryota; Metazoa; Chordata; Mammalia; Rodentia; Cricetidae. Gene Ontology annotation, biological process: translation. Gene Ontology annotation, molecular function: structural constituent of ribosome.